Molecule: messenger RNA, 354 nt
Organism: Sitodiplosis mosellana (orange wheat blossom midge)
Lineage: Eukaryota; Metazoa; Arthropoda; Insecta; Diptera; Cecidomyiidae
Product: heterogeneous nuclear ribonucleoprotein A/B-like
Exons: 1
Coding region: 1-354 (117 amino acids)
Molecular function (GO): RNA binding
Source: RefSeq, a predicted model, not a curated record
AUGAAUGCUGGAUUCAAGAUGAUGCUACGGCGGCUGAACCAAAUUCGAAUGUUCAACACCGUGACAGAGAAGGAUGGCGAUUCUUUGACAUUAUUUGUUGCCAAUCUUCCAUGGACCGUUAGCAAACGAGAGUUGCAAAACUAUUUUACACAAUUUGGACCCGUUUCAAGUGCAGACGUUGUUUUCAAUGAAAAAACCGGACUAUCGAGAGGCUUCGGAUAUGUGACUUAUUCAUUCACCAAGUCAUAUGUGAAGGCAUUGCAAGUGAAAAAUCACAUGCUCGAAGGAAAACUACUUGAAGUCGAUCAAGCCAAGUACAGUAAAAAACAAAGCAAUUACUACAAUGAUGUGUAA